GCCACCAUGUCGGGGAAAUUUGAGGUUAUGAACAUGGACAUGAAGUUGGGGGGAACCCUGAAGAUUAAGGGCAAGAUUGCUGGUGAUGCUGAUGGGUUUGUGAUUAAUCUGGGCCAGGGGUCAGAUAAACUGAACCUGCAUUUCAAUCCACGCUUCCACGAAUCCGUCAUCGUCUGCAACUCAAGGGAUGGCAACUGGGGGCAGGAGCAACGGGAUAAGCACAUGUGCUUCAGCCCAGGGUCAGAGGUCAAGUUCACCGUGACCUUUGAGAAUGACGGAUUCAAGGUGAAGCUGCCAGAUGGGCACCAGUUGACCUUUCCCAACAGGCUGGGCCACAGCCACCUGAGCUACCUGGGCGUGCAGGGCGGGCUGAAGGUCUCCUCCUUCAAGAUAGAAUAA
Canis lupus familiaris (dog) is the source of this 399-nucleotide messenger RNA. RefSeq names its product galectin 2 (gene LGALS2). Gene Ontology annotation, molecular function: carbohydrate binding. Lineage: Eukaryota; Metazoa; Chordata; Mammalia; Carnivora; Canidae. The record is from RefSeq and is marked provisional.